Suillus plorans is the source of this 567-nucleotide messenger RNA. RefSeq lists its product as uncharacterized. The record is from RefSeq and is a predicted model, not a curated record. The annotation marks the transcript as partial. Lineage: Eukaryota; Fungi; Basidiomycota; Agaricomycetes; Boletales; Suillaceae. The transcript has a single exon.
UUCCAUUGUUUGACUUGCAGUGGAGAUCAGACAUUCUGUCAUUCUUAUAUUGUUUAUGCUUACCAGUUUUUGCCCUUUCACAAGGUUCAAGAGUGGAUUGGGAAAUGCUUCAACAACACAUCACUUGAAGAAUUGGGUUUUAUCUGGCAUAUGGGCCAUGGGGAACAACCAUGUCCAUUUUCUGACAACAUGCAUAUAUGGGAGAAUAUUCCAAUGGACGCAGAGGCCAAUUUCCCACCGAUGGAGAUAGUUCAUGGUCCAACUAUACCAACCAAGUUGACCAUUGUACAUUCCACUGGAGUGUUUUUGUAUAAUAUUGUCUGGUGUAGCUGUCCUGGGGUCAAUUGUCAGCAGCAUUUGCAAUUGCUGAAAGCUAAAUUAUUUCCAGCAAGUACCAUUCGACCACAGACUGCCUUUACUUUUGAUGUCUUAAAUCAUUUUCUAAUUGAUGCACUAGAGUGCAAGACUUCGGUAUUCAGCUUUUUUGAGAAAAUCUGUCGCAUGACCAAUAACUGUUUCCCAGAUACUGUUCCUGUAAGUCUUAUAAGUCUUCUUGGUGACAGUUAA